AUGGAAGCCCUUGUCUCCGAAUUCUCGUUCCUCUCAGAUCAGGCACUUCAGGAUAAGAAUUUUGAUCCAUCUAAAAUUGAAGAUCUGAUGAAACUCUUUGAACUAGAGGCUUACAAGGCAUGGGCCGCCGUGGAGCUUGAACAGGAAAAAGAAGUUGAGGAAUCUGAGAUUUACAUGAAUGAAGCUGAAGGGUAUCUCGAUUCAGUCAUGGAGAGUGCUAUGGAAGAAUUUCGCCGUUUCGAGGAGGAAAUGAAUAGGGUUUCAAAUGAGGAAUAUGAAAGUUUGGUUAAUGUUGCUGAUGGUGCAAGAAGAAUGGGAAAUUCUUUGGAAAAAGCUGCUACUUUCGCUUCAAAUAAGUAUAUUGAAGCUGCUGUUAAUUCAGCUACUGCUUCAAUGAAAUCAGCAAUUAAGGCGGUUUCUUCUAAAGCGAAGAAGGUUCAUCCUUUAAUUUCUUCCAAUUCCCAUGAGAAAUUGGAGUAG
Molecule: messenger RNA, 480 nt
Organism: Fraxinus pennsylvanica
Lineage: Eukaryota; Viridiplantae; Streptophyta; Magnoliopsida; Lamiales; Oleaceae
Source: the annotation of a GenBank genome assembly